AUGCUCCCGUUAUCAUAUCUCCACAUUAUCAAGGUCUGCGCGGCGUCCGCGGAACCUGUACCUGGCUUUCAUUACAGAGAUACCUCAGUACGGCGCCAUCGGAGUGUACACAAAUCAGCGAACCUGCUCGAGAAGACCGGAGGGAAAGUUCGGAUUGGUUAUUUUCAAAAGAUGGGCGCGUUCGAGCUCCCGGCGUCGCUGGGAAUCGGUGAGCAGAAUUGGCUAGGGUGGAAGGGAAAACGAGCAUGUCAACAUCGAGCGGCACUGUCCUCCAUAUCUUUCUUCCUAAUGCUAAUGAUCCUUUCGCAUUCCGUCACAGCUUCUCUGGCCUUGCCGCAGUCUCAGCUGAGUCGCAUCGGCUCUGCCUUGACCGGCCGCGCGCCGAAUGAAACUGCGCCUUUGUUAGAAUGUCUACAAGUAUCACCGCCUGUCUUGAGUCCGAAGAGCUGCGAGAGGUCCCUCAUGGUUCACGAAUUUGCCUACUCCUACGGAAUCCCUUUUGUAGGAAACUACACUCCGCCCGAAUGCGAGUUCAAUAGAGUCACAAUCAACUUCACCGUUACUUCUGCAGGGAGACAGUUCGACCGCCUCGCGCUUAUGUUUUUCAACGACACCGAAGUUUGGAGAACAUCAACCGCCGAGCCAACGCAAAACGGAAUCGUCUGGACAUAUGUCAAAGACAUGAGCAACUACUUGUCGCUUUUCCGGGAGCCGCAAAAGAUCAUCUUCGACCUGGGGAAUCUGAUCGAUGACACCUAUACUGGGAAGUGGGAAACCACAUUGACGGCUACCUUCUUUUCCGCAGAAGACACUAUCGAUGCAGCGAAUGUUAUCAUUCCAAUCUCUGCACACCAGUCCUCUCUGGACAAAUCUAGCGCUUUCGUUGUGCCUGAUUCCAAAGCUGUCGAUACUCUCACUCUACCACGCAACGUCAAAAAGGCUGUUGUCAGUCUUUCGGCAGUUGGUCAAGCAACCGAAGAGUUCUGGUGGGCUAAUGUUCUUUCCUCUGACACUACCGUAUUCGGCAAUGAGACCACCCUCUACGGAUACUCACCUUUCCGAGAGUUGCAGCUUCUUAUCGAUGGAACUUUAGUUGGGGUAGCGUGGCCUUUUCCUGUGAUCUUCACCGGUGGCGUUGUCCCUGGCUUCUGGCGGCCCGUGGUCGGCAUUGAUGCCUUUGACCUUCAAGAGGAUGAGAUCGACAUAUCGGCUUUCCUUCCAAGUCUCUGCGACGGCCAGGAGCAUACAUUUGAAAUCAAGGUAGCAGGAAUCAACCAGGAUGAGUAUGGGAACGCAUACUUGACGGAAACGGUGGGCUCGAAUUGGGUAGUGACAGGGAAGGUGUUUUUGUGGUUGGACAAGAUCGACAGCAUCACGCAAGGCACCGUCUCUACAAUCGAAGCGCCCGAGCCUAUUCUUGGCGUGUCCUCGUCAGUCAUGAAGGGAACAAAUGGAUCGGUCCAAGCUCUAGACUACUCGGUAAACGCCUCAAGAUCCUUUUCGGUCAAGUCUACAGUUAUCACAUCAGAAGGCUCGCGGAACGUCACUUGGGUUCAAAAUGUCAGCUUCGCGAUCAAGGGCAAACUAUUCAAUGGUGGCAAUGACCAAAACACGUCCCAAACCACAAAAGGCAAGCAUGAAUCUCUUGGUGGUUAUUCCCGGAGCUUCAGCUAUCCCCUCAGGGUAUCGUCCUCCUAUAACGUCUUGGAAGGCGGCAACUUCACCAUCGAUGCAACGAUGAGUCGCGCCAAAAACGUGCAGAAGUUGGGCCACCUCGCCUUCCCGACAGAAGCGGACACCUUUGAUUAUAGUCAGAUACCGGGCUAUACGUCUUGGUUUGCAGGCGCACAGAUCAGCAAUAACCAGAAUGGGACUGCCCACUAUCUUGGUGCUCCAGCUCUCAAGAAAUCGUUUGGAUCCGGAAGCACUGAACAGUCCUACUCGUUGGCUGGCGUGCCUGCUUCUGGGAGUCCAAGUACGAGUCUUUAUCGUCGUCACAUUCUUGCCGCGAAUGACUCUAUCGUAUAUGACUCGGAAAGCGUUGGAAGCGAUACCUUUGUGGUCCGAAACGACCCACCCACGCCACAACAAGCAGGCAAGCAGACGUACGCGAAGCUUGGAAUCAAAGCAAUGCUUGGCCGUGGUCCACUCCGACAAUAUUAG
Molecule: messenger RNA, 2163 nt
Organism: Didymosphaeria variabile
Lineage: Eukaryota; Fungi; Ascomycota; Dothideomycetes; Pleosporales; Didymosphaeriaceae
Exons: 2
Coding region: 1-2163 (720 amino acids)
Source: RefSeq, a predicted model, not a curated record